AUGAGUGAACUUCAAAAGUCUUUUGCCAAAGCAAAACUGGCCAAGUUCCCGUCCGAACUUCCUCCUGUGCCGGGCAUGGAACCCCACGAGGAAGUCGACAAGGAUAGCUCAUCCGUCUCGUCCACCGGCACGGUGGUGCCUUCACCAACAAAGCAAUUGUUUUCGAGACCAGCUCGAGGCUCCACGUCCACAACUCUCCCCUGGACGGACUUUUUUAGCCAGGACUUCUUCUUGACGCAAGAAACCGCCACUGCUCGCAUCACCCAUCAUGUCUACCUGACUCCCCCGAGCUCCUCGGGUCCCCUAUUCGUUAUGCACCACGGGGCAGGUUCCUCAGGCCUAUCAUUCGCGACCUGCACUGCAGAGAUCCGAAAGAUCUUGCCAAGCGCCGGGGUUCUCUCUAUUGACGCGCGAGAUCACGGCCAAACGACUGUGCACGCGGCCCCCGUUCCUGAGGGUCAAGACUCGCCCCCAGUCGAGUUGGAUCUGACCCUGUCGACACUCAACCAGGACCUUGUCUUUGUAGUCCGCGAGACCCAGUCACGUAUGGGUUGGCUCGACCUCCCGGAUAUCGUCCUCGUAGGACAUAGUCUGGGCGGUGCGGUGAUCACCGAUGUGGCGAAGACGGGCGAGUUGGGAGCUAAGGUGUUGGCGUAUGCGGUAUUGGAUGUAGUAGAGGGCUCGGCAAUGGAUGCGCUUCAAAGCAUGGAGAAAUAUCUCUCCACUCGGCCUUCGCGAUUCCCAUCGUUAACUUCAGGAAUAGAAUGGCACACCCGCUCCCGGACAAUCCGAAACCGCACCUCAGCCCGAGUCUCUGUCCCAUCGCUACUCUACGAAGAGGACUCUCCCGCCGAGGACCCCUCCAAGCCCUGGAUAUGGCGAACCAAUCUCGCCGAAACCAAGCCUUUCUGGGAGAACUGGUUUGUCGGACUGAGUCGGAAAUUUCUCGAGGCUCGGGGCGGCAAGCUACUUCUGCUGGCGGGUACGGAUCGCUUGGAUAAGGAAUUGAUGAUUGGACAGAUGCAGGGUAAAUACCAACUCCAAGUCUUCCCGGAAGCAGGCCAUUUCAUCCAGGAAGAUCAACCGACCAAGACAGCUCAGAUCUUGGUGGACUUCUACAAACGCAACGAUCGCAGCGCGCUGGUGCUUCCGCCCAAGGUGGCCGAUCUGCAGGCGUCGGCAGCGAUGAAGAAGAGCACAGGGGGUAGGUAG
This is a messenger RNA of Aspergillus melleus, 1212 nucleotides long. It is a transcript of the gene ppe1, whose product is annotated as putative ribosomal protein/carboxylic ester hydrolase (Ppe1). Bases 1 to 1212 code for a protein of 403 amino acids. The transcript is spliced from 5 exons. Gene Ontology annotation, molecular function: protein methylesterase activity. Gene Ontology annotation, biological process: protein demethylation. Lineage: Eukaryota; Fungi; Ascomycota; Eurotiomycetes; Eurotiales; Aspergillaceae. The record is from RefSeq and is a predicted model, not a curated record.